Messenger RNA from Rangifer tarandus platyrhynchus (Svalbard reindeer), 960 nucleotides. The record is from the annotation of a GenBank genome assembly. NCBI's taxonomy places the organism in Eukaryota, Metazoa, Chordata, Mammalia, Artiodactyla, Cervidae.
AUGGAUCAGAACAACAGCCUCCCACCUUAUGCCCAGGGCCUGGCCUCCCCUCAGGGUGCCAUGACUCCUGGAAUCCCUAUCUUUAGUCCAAUGAUGCCUUACGGCACAGGACUGACUCCACAGCCUAUUCAGAACACCAACAGUCUGUCUAUUUUGGAGGAGCAGCAACGGCAGCAGCAGCAGCAGCAGCAGCAGCAGCAGCAGCAGCAGCAGCAGCAGCAGCAGCAGGCGGCAGUGGCAGCUGUCCAGCAGUCGACGUCCCAGCAGGCAACCCAGGGGCCCUCGGGCCAGACGCCACAGCUCUUCCACUCACAGACUCUUACGACUGCACCCUUGCCGGGCACCACUCCCCUGUAUCCCUCCCCCAUGACCCCCAUGACCCCCAUCACCCCUGCCACGCCAGCCUCAGAGAGCUCUGGGAUCGUGCCGCAGCUGCAAAAUAUUGUAUCCACAGUGAAUCUUGGUUGUAAACUUGACCUAAAGACCAUUGCACUUCGUGCCCGAAAUGCUGAAUAUAAUCCCAAGCGUUUUGCUGCUGUAAUCAUGAGAAUAAGAGAGCCCCGGACCACUGCACUGAUAUUCAGUUCUGGGAAGAUGGUGUGCACAGGAGCCAAGAGUGAAGAACAGUCUAGACUAGCAGCAAGAAAAUAUGCCAGAGUUGUACAGAAAUUGGGUUUUCCAGCUAAGUUCUUGGACUUCAAGAUUCAGAACAUGGUGGGGAGCUGUGAUGUGAAGUUCCCUAUAAGGUUAGAAGGCCUUGUGCUUACCCACCAACAGUUCAGUAGUUAUGAGCCAGAGUUAUUUCCUGGUUUAAUCUACAGGAUGAUCAAACCGAGAAUUGUUCUCCUUAUUUUUGUUUCUGGAAAAGUUGUAUUAACAGGUGCUAAAGUCAGAGCAGAAAUUUAUGAAGCCUUUGAGAACAUCUACCCUAUUCUGAAGGGUUUCAGGAAGACAACGUAA